UCCUUCUCCAUGUGGCCUUUGGACUGUUCCUACCUGAGAGAGACAUGCAGUGCGUCAUUAGGCGCUCUUCUCGAGUUUUAUUACCGUCGCAUUUUUUCGUUUUCCGUGCCAUGUCAUCUUCAGGAGCGAUGCGGUCUACCGUACCUAGGACGGUACUCGGCACCAUGGCUUUUGGUGGACGCGCAGACGCGAGUACGAGCAACAUUAUGCUCCGCGCUUUCUUGGAGCGCGGGUACGAUACGAUAGAUACGGCGUUUAUGUAUAACGAUGGUCAAUCCGAGGCCAUAUUGGGGUCCAUGGGCCUGGAAGCCACAGUGAAAAUUGACACAAAGGCAAACCCUUGGAAUGGGAAGACCUUAAAGCCAGCAAGCGUUCGGGCACAGUUGGAGUCCUCGCUUAAAAGCCUGCAACGACCACAAGCAAAUGUAUUUUAUCUUCACGCUCCAGACCAUGAAAAUCCAAUUGAGGACACACUGCAUGCCUGCCAGGAACUUUACAAAGAGGGAAAAUUUAAGGAGCUAGGUUUGUCAAACUACGCAGCCUGGGAAGUGGCAGAGAUUUGCAGCAUUUGUAGGCAUAAUGGCUGGGUUCUGCCCACUGUGUACCAGGGGAUGUAUAAUGCAACCACUCGUCAGGUUGAGACUGAAUUGCUACCAUGUCUGCGAUAUUUCAAGAUGAGGUUUUAUGCCUAUAACCCUCUUGCAGGUGGGUUGCUCACUGGUAAAUACAAGUUUGAGGACAAGGAUGAGUUACAGCCUAUGGGACGCUUUUUUGGAAAUGACUGGGCAUCAGUGUACCGUUCCAGGUACUGGAAACCACAUCACUUUCAAGCAUUAGACCUGGUAAAGAAUGCUCUGGAAGCUGCGUAUGGCCCUGACCAGACCAGCAUGACUUGUGCCUCACUGAGAUGGAUGUAUCACCACUCUCAGUUGCGGUCAGAACACGGAGAUGCUGUCAUCCUUGGCAUGUCUACCAUGGAACAGCUGCAGGAGAACCUUAAAGCCACAGAGGAAGGACCCUUAGAGGCAGGAGUGGUGGAGGCAUUUGACAAGGCCUGGGCUCUUGUAGCACACGAUUGUCCAAACUACUUCCGCUGAGUGGUGGUACUGCUGCUAUUGCAAAAAUGUAAUUAGUAGUUUCAAAAAACAUGUAUAUGAAUUUAUCAGCUUUAAUUUGCAUAUUGAUGUUUGUGUAAAGUUUUUUUUUUUUUUUUUUUUUAAAUAAAAUUAUCAGUAAGUAAA
This is a messenger RNA of Erpetoichthys calabaricus (reedfish), 1241 nucleotides long. RefSeq names its product aldo-keto reductase family 7, member A3 (aflatoxin aldehyde reductase) (gene akr7a3). The coding region runs from base 45 to 1097 and encodes 350 amino acids. Gene Ontology annotation, molecular function: oxidoreductase activity. NCBI's taxonomy places the organism in Eukaryota, Metazoa, Chordata, Cladistia, Polypteriformes, Polypteridae. The record is from RefSeq and is a predicted model, not a curated record. The transcript has 7 exons.